Molecule: messenger RNA, 3541 nt
Organism: Strongylocentrotus purpuratus (purple sea urchin)
Lineage: Eukaryota; Metazoa; Echinodermata; Echinoidea; Camarodonta; Strongylocentrotidae
Gene: acox1
Product: peroxisomal acyl-coenzyme A oxidase 1
Exons: 14
Coding region: 49-2097 (682 amino acids)
Biological process (GO): fatty acid beta-oxidation using acyl-CoA oxidase; lipid homeostasis
Cellular component (GO): peroxisome
Molecular function (GO): fatty acid binding; FAD binding; acyl-CoA oxidase activity
Source: RefSeq, a predicted model, not a curated record
GCCCAGGGCAGCCGGCCGGUAUAUCGCGAUCACGCCCCCUCUACAAAAAUGGCGAACCUCAGUGUCAGAGAUGGCAAAAGAAAUGCAAGAUCUCCCCCCACCGAAAAUAUCAAUCCUGAUAUUGCAGAAGAGAGGGAAAAUGCCAAAUUUGAUCCAAUAGAACUGACCUACGUUAUUGAUGGAGGGAAAGAAAAAACAGAAAGGCGUCGAUUUUUAGAAUCGGAGGCCUUGAACGAUCCUGUCUUUGACGAUCCAGCGGACAUCGCCUUCUUGACGGACGAGCAGCGACACACUAACAGUGUGAGGAAAUCUCUUCACAUGGUACGCAGGCUUCAGGAAAUGGAAAUCACCAACCACAUGGAGUCCCACUGGUUUAGAGUAGCAAUGACCGUAUUAGAGCCUUUAUCACUGGGUCUCCAUGCAUCCAUGUUCAUGAACACUAUUACCAACCAGAUGACCGAAGAGCAGAGGUCAAUAUGGGAACCUGCUGCCAAGAAUUUUGAGUGUAUUGGGACGUACGCUCAAACCGAGCUUGGCCAUGGAACCUUUUUGCGUGGACUCGAGACAACAGCCACUUAUGACCCAACGACUCAAGAGUUUGAGAUCCAUUCACCUACCCUCACCUCCAUGAAAUGGUGGCCUGGGAACUUGGGUAAGACAGCUACUCACGCCAUCGUAGCUGCCCAGCUCUACACCAAAGGUAGCCGCAUGGGAGUUCACAUGUUCAUGGUGCCGCUACGCAGUCUAGAGACCCACCUUCCUCAUCCUGGUGUUGAACUGGGAGACAUCGGACCAAAGCUCGGCUAUAACAACAUUGACAAUGGCUUCCUGCGUUUCAACCACUAUCGUAUCCCCAUAGAGAACAUGUGCAUGAGACAUUCAAAGGUCAUGCCAGAUGGUACGUAUGUGCCUCCGCCUCACAAGAAGAUCAGCUACGGCAGCAUGUUGCCAAUUCGCAGUGGGAUCGUGGGCAACACAGGUUGGUACUUGUCCAAGGGUUCCACCAUAGCGACGAGGUACAGCGUUGUGAGGCGACAGUCUGAACUCAUUCCUGGAACCAAAGAAGCCAAGAUCCUGGACUACCAGAGCCAGCAACUGAAGAUCUUCCCCAACCUUGCCACGGCCUUUGCCUUCAUCUUCACUGGACGCGAGAUGAUGAAGCAUUACUUUGAGAGCCUGGCCGAGAUGGAUGAGGGAAACUAUAGCUCCCUACCAGAGUUGCAUGCCACCUCAGCGGGACUGAAGGCUUUCACAUCCUCUGUGAUGGCCAGUGGCCUGGAGGAGCUCCGGACGUCCUGUGGUGGCCAUGGCUACUCCAAGGCCAGCGGCUUCCCAGAGCUCUACGGCACGGCGGCCCCAGCCAGUACCUAUGAGGGAGAGAACACUGUUAUGUUCCUGCAGACAGCCAGGUACCUGAUGAAGGUGGCCAGACAGGCUGGGUCAAAAGAUAAGCUGGUGGGUUGUGCUGCUUACCUCCAGGCAGAUCUACCACCUCGAUGCUUGGCUAAGAGACAGAUUGAUUUCCUCAGACAGGACAUCUUGGUGGAUGCCUACAAACAUAGGGCCAAGAGUGUCGUGAUGUUAGCAGCAAGAAGACUCGGCGAAGAGCUUAAGAAGGGUCAUUCUCAACCCAUCGCUUGGAAUAAUUGCCAUAUGUAUCUUGUCAAGGCUGCAAUGGCCCAUUGCCACCUGUACUGUGUGGAGAGCUUCUUUGAUGGGGUCAACACCAGUGAAACUUCACAGCCAGCGUUGGAUGCUCUCAUGACACUAUGCCAGUUCUAUGCCAUCUUCGGGAUCAGCCAAAACAAAGGAGAUCUGCUACAGGAUGGUUAUAUGAAUGGUGAGCAACUGAACAUGUUGGAGCGUCAGCUGAUAGACCUGCUAGCGGUGAUCCGACCCAUCGCUGUGACCCUGGUGGAUGCCUUUGAUGUUCCUGAUAAGAUGCUUAGCUCAGUGCUUGGACGCUAUGACGGCAACGUCUAUGAGAACCUCUACGAGUGGGCCAAGAGUUCUCCCCUAAACAAGAAAGAGGUUCCUGAUGCUUACAAGUACAUUGGACCAUUCCUGCGGGAGAACAUAGCAAAUUCCAAGCUGUAAACCAAGAAGAUGUAUUCUUAGCAGCUAAAAUGGGCUUCCCCACAGACAGUAAGCAACAAUUGCAUAGUUUGAUUUUGAGGGACGAUUCACAUAUGGUAUUGAAUUCAUGGCGUUGAUAGCCAUUUCAUUCUGAAAUAUAUUGUUAUUACAGUAAUCCCUGAUAAUACAGGGAGUAUAUUUCAAAUUGGCAAUCCAUGAUAUCAUGUGAUGGCAAAUAGAAAAAGAUGUGUUUUUAUAACUGACAAUGACAAAAUAUUGCUUUACUUGAAAGCCAGGCUUUUCUUUUAUCGUACGUACGGGCAAGCUUUAAGCCUCUACUCUGUCAAGUUAAUAUUUCUUGUGAUCCUAUGAGUCAUGACUGACCCUUUGUGACCCUGUUGAUGAUGGUUCUUCAGAGUAUUCUCUCUUGAGCCAUUCAAUAGGCUGAGAUGAGUGAUUGACCUGCUGUUUACUCUCUUAUUCUGGCGAUCCAUCUAAGCUUCUGUCCACCUCAUCUCUUUUAUCCUUAAUAGACAUAUAUAUUUGUAUGUCUUACAUAAUUAAAAUGCCAUUUGAUGAAAUUUAAUAGGCAUUUAUUUGGAAUACAUACCUCUCAUAUGACAAUAUUAUGGUGCCAGUUUAUAAGUGGUUUUUAUCGUUGACGUUAUAUCUUACAGAUUGUGUAGAGCUAUCUUAUAUGUUGAUCACUCAAAGAUGAAGAAAGAAAUGUUUCAUACAAAAGGUUUAAUUGUCCCUUUAUAUCUUUUAAGUGCUUCUCAAAAGAGAUCUGUCUGCUUCCUUGUUUGUUUCUUUAAGUGUAGUUUAAGCAACAAAAGAAAAAAAUAUAUAUUUGAGUAGUUUUUUACAAUUCCAUUACUUAAAGAUAUAUAUAUAUAUAUAUAUAUAUAUAUAACGAAAAUCUUGUUCAUGACCAAUAAUGACUGUGUAUCAACAACAUGAAGUAUGUACUGCAUUGUACAAUUCUAUUUUGAAAUGAUGACUAUUGUCUGUGCCAUUGUGAUUUCAGUGAAUGUAUCAUGGAAUAUUGAGCAAAACAUUUUGUAGUUAGUGGUACUAUACUUCAAGUUGCAUACAUGCAUUUAUAAUGAAUGGGACAUUUUGAGAAUUAUCUGAUCUUUGAUCUUGAAGCCAGAGUAGUCUAUGAAGAUUGGCAUGAUACCAUGAUUAUGCUUGUGUAAUGCAAUAAUUAAAUGACUGCCAAAGCAUUGUUGGAUGAAUGGAUGAACGGAUGGAUGAAUGGAUGAAUGAAUGGAUGGACAGAUAAUUUCAUCUGUUGAGAACCUGAAGGGUUAAAACUUUUUGAUAAAGAAUUUUAUUCAAGUCCCUUUUGAAUUCCAGCAGACUGUUUGUAUUUAAAUAAAAAUUGAUGAUUUUACCUCCUACCAAAGACAUCAUUUGCCAUGGAUGGGAAUUCUUAUGCUACAAACUUUAAAAAAUCUUUAUC